AAUCUUCUUUUUAUGGCCAGGAAAUCAAUAGUCACCAACUGGAUGUCUACUAGUGCUCCAAAUAGAUAACUAGAUGAUGUUGUUGUUUCUUUUCUAAUGCAGGAAGAAGGAGAGUUGUGGGGGAGACAUGAUGGAGCGCUACAGGCACUUACACAGGAUCAUUCUCAUGGUUGUUCUGCAAGGGGGGUUCCCAGGUUCGUACAGUCAGGAUUGGGCCAUUACCCUCCCUGAAUCCAUCAGAGCAUUGAGAGGAUCAUGUGUGGAGAUUCCCUGCGCAUUCACCCUCCCCAGGGGCAACAAGGACUUCCGUCUGGUUUGGUAUAAUUUAGACUCUACUCCUGACGAAAUAAUAUUCAGCCAGCAGGAUCCCUCUGAUGUGAGUGAGGGUUACAGAGGCCGCACUUCCCUGGUCGGCAAUGAGCCAAACAGCUGCUCCCUGAGGAUUAAUGAUGUGCGAGAAAGUGACAGUUAUUAUCCCUACAUAGAUUGGAAAUGUCGUGUCUAUAAUUUCGCUAGGUGUCAGAGUGUGAGGGUUGAAGUCUCAGAUGUUCCCAAUAAGCCAGCAAUACAGAUACCCACAGAUCUAACUGAGGGGGUACGUACCAACAUCUCCUGCUCUGUAGAACACACGUGCCCCCCCAGCCCCCCUACUCUACAGUGGAACACAGUUGGGUAUAAACUCACUGACAGGCAGCAGAGCCUUAAGGAUGGAGUAUGGAAAGCUGAGACUGUAAUGGAAUAUCUCCCCUCCUACCGGGAUCAUGGGGCUGAACUUGAAUGUGAAGCUACGUAUCCAAAUGGGCUCAGAUCCCAACGCCGGGUCACUUUAAUCAUAACAUAUUCUCCCAAAAAUGUAGCAGUUGUUAUAUCUGAUGGGAAGAAGGAAAGGAAAGAAGGCGAUGCAGUGAGUUUAACCUGUGCCAGUGAUGCCAACCCUGCUGCCAAUGCCUUUACCUGGUACAACAAUAAGAGAGAUGAAACUGUAGAGCUGAGGGAGGAGCAGGGGCGGAGCAUAACUGUGACUGUGGGGCGGGGCAGAGAGACAUUCUCCUGCACUGCAAGGAACCCACUGGGAACUGGGAAUUCCACUCUCUCUGAGCUGCAGGUUUUGUAUAAAGCCCAAAAUGUCACAAUUGAAGGAAAAGAUGAAGUGAAGGAAGGAGCAGCCUUGGAGCUUGAAUGCCAUUUCUCAGACUAUAACCCACAAACAACUCAGUACAGCUACAGCUGGUAUCUAAAUGGGAAUCCUGUGAAUGGGGAGACUGGCAGAAUAUUACAGAUAAAUAACAUUACAGAGUCCCAUUCUGGCACCUACAGCUGCAAUGUGCAGAACGGAGUGGGACCUUCCUAUUCCCCAGGCUUUGCUGUUACACUGAUGUCUGCACAGACAGGAGAGAAACUGCCCAUGUGGAUUAUACUCGGGGGUGGAGCCGGUUCUCUAUUGGUCAUACUAUUGGUUCUAGCUCUAUAUGUAUUCCUUAGGUAUGAAUCUAGAAAGUCACAGAAACUAGAGGCUUCAGGAGGCAGGAGAACAGAGACCAACAUUCAUGGGGACGGACCAAACGAAGGACCAGAGAACUAUUACUGCAACGUCUCAGCCAUUGCAGGGAACGGCACAGCAGGGACCCAGAUGGUUGAGAUUGAGUUAGAAGAUCUUUACACCGAGCCAAAGGAGCCAAUGGAGGUUGAGUAUACUUUGGUGGAUCAUGUGCCGGGUAAAGAAGACUCUCAAAUGCAGAACCCUACGGACGAGACAGAAUAUUCCUAUGUGACCUGCUGAUUUAGGAGCGAAGAGAAAAAUUCUUCUGUUCAUAGUGAAGACCAAAGGAAAGAAACAUCUCACAUGGUUUCUAGUGGUUUUUAUUCUGUUUACAUAGGGACACUGACACUGGGAUUUCUUAGCAGACUGAUAUUUAUGAAACUCUUUUUUUCACCCAACCCCUGUCUGUCAGCAGAACAUAAACAAUGGAGAUGCGGAGUCUAAUUUAGGGAAAGAAGCAAAUAAUGGGCACACAAAGAUGUCUUCCUUCGGAAAAAAAGAAGCCCUUUGCUUCUUUUUCCGAAGUUGCCUGCAGGAGGAAACUUUGUGAUGCAAAUGG
Molecule: messenger RNA, 2099 nt
Organism: Xenopus tropicalis (tropical clawed frog)
Lineage: Eukaryota; Metazoa; Chordata; Amphibia; Anura; Pipidae
Product: B-cell receptor CD22
Exons: 10
Coding region: 128-1780 (550 amino acids)
Source: RefSeq, a predicted model, not a curated record